Messenger RNA from Choloepus didactylus (southern two-toed sloth), 1610 nucleotides. RefSeq names its product killer cell immunoglobulin-like receptor 2DL3. The record is from RefSeq and is a predicted model, not a curated record. Bases 100 to 579 code for a protein of 159 amino acids. The transcript is spliced from 6 exons. NCBI's taxonomy places the organism in Eukaryota, Metazoa, Chordata, Mammalia, Pilosa, Megalonychidae.
UCGGGCUCUGUCCUGUUCCCACGGGCAAGGAGGAGCAGGCUGUGCAGGCUGUGCCAUGCCCCCCAGCUGCCUCCCCCUCCUGGGAACCGAAGCAGCAAAAUGUCCCCCAGAUUCGUCAGCGUCCUGUGUGUUGGAUUUUCUCUGGGGCAGAGGACCUGGGCCCAAGUGGGACACUACAGAGAGCUGAACAUUCUCAGUGGACUCUCGGUAGUCUUCAUCACCAUUGGCAUUCUCCUCUUUUUGCUUAUCUGUCACUGGUGUUCCACCAAAAAUCGAAGACUCUUGGCUUUUUCACCAACAAAUGCUGCCACCAUAGGUAAAGACCCCAAGGAAGACCAAAAAAUGGAUGGCAAUGACCCUGCAGCAGAAGGGCCCCCUGAGGUGAUCUAUGCCCAGUUGAACCACUGGGCCCUCACACAGAGAGGACUCACACCCACUUUCCAGGGUCCCCAGGAUUCCUCAGACGAGCCCAGUAUCUACAUAGAGCUUCCCACACACCAAGUCCUCGCUGAUGUCAGACCUGUUCCCAAGGCCCUGAGCACAGACAGCGACCAAGGAGGGACCUGGAUUCAUCCCUAGGAGGUGUUCUUUCACGACCCUCUUCCUCUGCUCAAACAUAGUCCGACAUCUUGAAGAUGCAACCUGGAGACUCGUAUCAUCUUUAAAAUCCAAGAAAACUUUAGUAAGCACCCAGAUUUUCUAAGACUCGAUUAUGACUUUCCAGACAUUUCCGGAGAUUUUACUACACUCAUCCAAGCAUUCUAAGAAUGUAACCAAAAUUAUCACACUUCAUUCUGAAGUUCUACUGAAGUGAUUCCAGAAGCUUAAUAUAUUUACCUUGGUGAUUUAUGCCUAAAAUUAUUCAAUAAAAUUUUUUGGAGUGAAAGUAUGUUCCCCAUAUCUCUGCUAUCCUAUAUGCUCAAAAGUAGCCAUAUGUGACUAUUGAAACUUAAAUUGAUUAAAAUUAAAUUAAAUUUGUAAAACUCAGCCAUUUUCACUAGCCAUAUUUUGAGUGCUCAAUAACCAAAUGUUAUUGUCUGCCAUAAUGGACAGCACAAAAUAUAGAAUAUUUCCAUUAUUGCAAAAGGUUCUAUAGGGUAAACUAGUUUAUUUUGAUUAUAUAAACUUAAAGACAUGUAGUCCAUAUCUCAUUGAGUUCAGUCCAAUGGGGCAUACCCACAAUGAAUGAUAAUGCAUAAUACCUAUGUACAAGAGGGUAAAAUCUAAUGGAAUGUGGAUAAAAUGUAGAAUCCCUUCCUGGAAAGCCUUAUCAUAUUUACUCUUCAUUGAAAUUUAUAUCAGAGGGAUAUAUUUCUAUGCAACACAGAUUCUGAGAAUGCCAUGCUUUAAGGGGCCCAUAAAAAAGAUAAUUGAUACAGAGAUUGUAAUGUAUUCACAAUAUGGACUGCUACUCAGUGAUUAAAAGAAGCAGUACAGAUACUUGAAAACAUGAAUGACUUUUAGAAAGUAUACUAAGUGAAGGAAAUUUUACACAGGAGAUAUAGUACAUUACUUCAAUUAGAUAAAUUAGGAAAAAGGCAUAACUAACCUAUGAUGAAUAAUAUCAGGACUGUUUGCCUUGGGGUGGGGUUGGAACUGUGAUUGUUUGG